AUGACAUUAAGAGAACGGUUGGCUGCAGUGCUGCCAGAGGGUGAGCAAUUUAACGUUGUGCAGCUACAGAGUAUUCCAGCAGAAUGUUUACCUCUAACUUCUCUACAAAAUACAGAUAAGACGGCAUCCGUGGAGACAAAAACAGUUAAUACGCAGCACUUCUUUACAUUAAGUCAUAAUGAAAAGGUAUUCUAUGCAUUAGAACUUAUCAUCUACAUUGUCAUUGAUGAAAAGAAUGGUACUGCAGAGAGAAUUGUCUUUAUUUCAAAAGCUGACACGAAUGGUUAUUGUGAUGCAAAAGUUAGUAUAGGACAAGUUACGCAAAGUAUCUUGGACUAUAUUCUUGCAAUUGACCCCAAAUACUAUUUAAAAAGGGUUAAAAAAAUGCAUCCAGAUUUGGGUGGUUAUUCUGAUCUGAUAACACCUACAACAACUACCAAACGUGCGUUGCAAAUCUUAUCUGAAAGAUGCAAAAACGGGCAGUACAAUAAAUCUUAUAUUAAGGAAGAAGAUCUUUUCUUAUCCAUUAACUGCCAACUCCCCAUUAAAACAAAGAUCGCCCUUUUCACACGACCUGAACCACAAUAUCUGUUCCCGGAUUCCUCUAAAAACCCCAAAAAACACAUCUUAUCAGGAGAUCAGCUACUUAAAUGGUGGUUAUCAAUAAUCGACACAUUAAUCGUUCGUCACUUUUCAACAGCAGAUACUAAAGCAACGGUUCAAAUCCCAGGAGAAGAUAAAUCAAUUAUUAAACAUUACUUCAGAAAUACCUCAUUCAAAAAUUGGGAAGUAGGCAAUAUCAUGAGUAAUAACCCAAAUGAUUUGGCAAUCAAUAAAAUACCAAUUUAUCCGGAUGAUCCAAAGGGUAGAUUCCUUGAAGAAUUGCAAGAAGACGCACCAAAAAGGCUUGAAAAAAUGAAAAUAUUAUCCUUUUGGGUAGAGCUUCAAGCUCGCCAAGAAUUUAGACUAGGCGUAGUAGUCUCAGUCAUUGGUGUCUUUGGUUCCUACAUUUCCCCUUACAGCAUUAAAAAUCCUUCCUCCGAAGACACCGUAAUACCACGAUCACUCAAAAUUUACAACUCCAUUAAACAUUACAUAACUGCAGAAGACUACUCCACAGUAAGAGGUGCCUCAGAAGCUCACAGAAACAUCAGAGACUUCCUAAAACUCUACUAUCUGCCCCAAAUCAUUUGUAUUGAAGGGUCGUCUCAAGAAAAUCCUCAUCUCAUCACCGCCUCCCCUAAUAACCCUAACUCUAAUAACCCUACAAAAACUACAAAAAACACCAUCCGCGUUAAACCAAACCAUCCUGAAAAACGAGUUCCAGUAAUAAACAACCUAAACAACCUCCUAGUUCGGAAAAAACCUCGAAUUUAG
This is a messenger RNA of Eremothecium cymbalariae DBVPG#7215, 1377 nucleotides long. RefSeq names its product H3 histone acetyltransferase RTT109 (gene RTT109). Gene Ontology annotation, cellular component: nucleus. Gene Ontology annotation, biological process: DNA damage response. Bases 1 to 1377 code for a protein of 458 amino acids. The record is from RefSeq and is a predicted model, not a curated record. The transcript has a single exon. Gene Ontology annotation, molecular function: histone H3K56 acetyltransferase activity. Lineage: Eukaryota; Fungi; Ascomycota; Saccharomycetes; Saccharomycetales; Saccharomycetaceae.